AGCAAUGUGAUGGAAGAUAAAACGACCAAGAGCAUUACAAUAUGCUAAUUCAUACUAAUUUGCUUAUUUCAAUCUUUUAUUAGGUCAUCAGAGGAAAUUACAACAGUUGUAAGAACAAUAUAAUAUUUGUUAACAAUAUAAAACUGAUAUAUUUGAAGAUGACUUAAGAAGUUAUGGGAAUCGGAACACUAAAAACAGGUAGAAAUGGGAUAAUCCCACCAGAUAAACGGCAUGCACAAAUGACAGGUUAAGUGUUGUGCCAGAGGAUGUAAUAAGAAGUAUAUAUACGGCUCUGGUUGUGCCCAUGUGGCGCCAUCUAGUGGUAGUUGCCAUUGUUACUCUGCUGUCAUGUUUCCGCCGCUGACACGGAAGUGAAGACUAAUCUGAAUAUUUCGCGGGAGUUGCUGCCGUUGCUGCCAUAGGGUUGCUCCUUUGUACUGUAGAAAGGUGGCCUCUUCGUUUAACUUUAUUUCUUUGACAGUAUAUUGUUUAGCAUACAAAAUCUGAGAUGGAUCCGUCUGAGGUGGAAUUCCUCGCUGAAAAGGAAAUGGUGCAGAUAAUACCUAAUUUCAGCCUUGACAAAGUUUAUCUCAUAGGGGGUGAUUUGGGUCCAUUCAAUCCAGGCUUGCCAGUUGAAGUACCCGUUUGGUUGGCUCUCAAUUUAAAGCAGAGACAGAAAUGCAGGAUCGUACCACCGGAAUGGAUGGAUGUUCAGAAACUCGAGGAAAUCCGUGACCAAGAGAGGAAAGAGGAGACUUUUACACCUAUACCAAAUCCAUACUACAUGGAACUCACUAAACUUCUUCUAAAUCAUGCUGCUGACAACAUCCCUAAAGCAGAUGAGAUCCGCACAUUGGUCAAGGACAUCUGGGACACACGCAUUGCCAAGCUUCGCCUGUCCAUUGACAGCUUCAUCAGCCAACAGGAAGCCCAUGCUAAGCUGGAUAACCUGACCCUGAUGGAGAUUAACACUACCCGCUCCUUUCUGCUGGACUCCCUCGACUGCAUGUACAAGCUGCGCUCCAAUGUCCAGCCUGGGACGUCAGCAGAGAAGACUAUGGACUACUAGAGGGACAGGGAGUGCCUCAUGCCUCAGGACACGACAUGUGCUCCAUCUAGACUACUUACUUUACAGUCAGACUACAUGCCUUCUGAGAUCGCCGUACAGACGCGGCCAGAGGUAUUGCAGCUUGGAGUAUUGACGCUGCACCCAAGGCAUGCUGAUGUCAUUUCCAGUUUGUAUGGAGGCUCUUUGCGGUCUCUUUGUUUAUAGAAGCCCUCGGGUCCAACCCUCACUCUAAGGCAGGAAAUGAAGAAAUACCUGGCCAGUUCCCCUCCAAAAACACAAACACAAUGUUGUGUUAUAGCUAGACCAGGACCACAUACAAAUUAGAGGUGCUUUUACAAUAUACAAGAAGGUGAUGCAGAAUUAGAGUAUUUGAAAAGAAUCAUUGUAACAUGUAACCUUGUCAUACUUAUACAUACAUUGUAAAUGUACCUAGUCAUACUUACGAAUUGCAAAUAUUGUGCACUUUUCUCCUUUUUUUUUUGCAGUGUAAGGAACACAUUGUGUCAACAAAACCAUCACCAGCUCAUGACUGGCAACUGAAAUGCUUUUGUUGGGAACCCAUUUGACACAUUUCAUCAGUGAACUGUUAGAAAAUAAAUUGUGAUGGCUAUCAUGUA
Messenger RNA from Alosa sapidissima (American shad), 1686 nucleotides. It is a transcript of the gene gins2, whose product is annotated as GINS complex subunit 2. Gene Ontology annotation, biological process: double-strand break repair via break-induced replication; DNA replication. The coding region runs from base 509 to 1069 and encodes 186 amino acids. The transcript has 5 exons. NCBI's taxonomy places the organism in Eukaryota, Metazoa, Chordata, Actinopteri, Clupeiformes, Clupeidae. Gene Ontology annotation, cellular component: nucleus; GINS complex. The record is from RefSeq and is a predicted model, not a curated record.